GAGUGGUGCAAACAUCAAACCUUUGAUUCGAAGUUGAAGUUCUACUCCUCCUGGGUGUCCCUGCUACUAUCUAGUUUCUAUUCAAAGACUCUGACCUCAGCUUUCACAUUCUAUCUCGUUUCAAUCUAAUUUUUGUACUUUAGCGCAUUAAGGAUUUUUCUUUGAAGGCUGUGAUUUUAUGGAGCCUGACAGGUUAAAUUCCCCAACCACAUUUGAGAUGCCAUUAGAGAUUUUGGGCCACGAGUUGCAGUUUUCUCAGGAUCCCAAUUCCAAGCACUUGGGGACUACUGUAUGGGAUGCAUCACUUGUGUUCGCUAAGUUUCUUGAACGGAAUUGCAGAAGGGGGAGAUUUUCCCCUGCUAAACUUAAAGGAAAACGCGUAAUUGAACUAGGAGCUGGCUGUGGUGUUUCUGGUUUUGGCAUGGCUUUGCUGGGGUGUGAUGUUAUAGUGACAGACCAAAAAGAGGUUUUGCCAUUGUUGGAGAGAAACGUUGAGCGUAAUAUUUCAAGGGUCAUGCAAAAGAAUCCUGAGUCAUUUGGUUCAGUCAAGGUUGCUGAACUUCAGUGGGGAGACGAGAGUCACAUUAAGGCUGUGGGUCCUCCAUUUGACUACAUUAUUGGCACUGAUGUUGUUUAUGUAGAGCAUCUAUUGGAACCUCUAUUACAGACAAUACUUGCUUUAUCUGGACCUAGGACUACAAUUAUGUUGGGCUAUGAAAUCCGCUCUACAAGUGUCCAUGAGAAGAUGCUUCAGAUGUGGAAAAGAAACUUUGAUGUGAAGACUGUCUCGAAGUCCAAGAUGGAUGAGACAUUUCAACAUCCAAGUAUUCAACUCUUCAUCAUGGGCUUCAAACAUUCAGCAGACUGCACAGAAAACUCUGGUGAGGCCACUGUUGAAAAAGUUGAUGUGGAAACUGUUGUGGAGGAUAAAAGCAGUGAGGGAAAUGUUGUAGUCGAAGGAUCUGGUCUCGUUGAAGAAAAUGUUGAUGACCAAAAUAAGCCAAUCUCGCAAAAUGCAAAGCUUAGUGAGUGGGAAGCUAGAAGGUAUGGAGCUAUGGCUGCAAGGAUUUUGCGAGAUGUAAAAAUAUCCUGAUUUUGAGAGUUGCUCUGGGAAAUUUAGUCAGAGUAAAAAUAUUAUGAUAGCCAUAGCAUAUGCUUGAACUGAAUGUUUGGUUCAUUUUUUUUUUUAAAUUUGAUCCAUGUGUUUUAAUUGUUAAUUUUGGUUCCUUUGUUUAUUUGAUGUUCAAUGUUUAAUACUGACAGCACACUGUAACAGUAUUCAUAUGAAGUACUCUGUAGAAAAACAC
Molecule: messenger RNA, 1307 nt
Organism: Vigna umbellata (rice bean)
Lineage: Eukaryota; Viridiplantae; Streptophyta; Magnoliopsida; Fabales; Fabaceae
Product: S-adenosyl-L-methionine-dependent methyltransferases superfamily protein
Source: RefSeq, a predicted model, not a curated record